Messenger RNA from Drosophila serrata, 861 nucleotides. RefSeq lists its product as uncharacterized. Lineage: Eukaryota; Metazoa; Arthropoda; Insecta; Diptera; Drosophilidae. Gene Ontology annotation, cellular component: mitochondrion. The record is from RefSeq and is a predicted model, not a curated record.
ACACACAGAAAUGUUACGAAAUGUGUGCACCUUUUCCACGCAUUUUGCCAAAUGCAUUUUUCAAACAAACUACCAACCAAUUCGUGGCAUGGCGGGUCAUUCAAAAUGGGCCAAUAUCAAGCACACGAAAGCGUUAAAGGAUGGAGCACGAGCCGCACUGUUCGCGAAGAUUUCACGUCAAAUUCGAAUGGCCAUUCAGGAGGGAAACUCUGCGGAUCCGGCUAUAAAUUCCCUGUUGCGGACAGAAAUAGAUAGGGCCUUGAAACAAAACAUGCCCAGUGGUACCAUACAGAAUACCUUAAACAAAUUUAAAACUAGUAAGGUUCAGCUCAAGAAGUACCGGAUGGACAUUCGAUACAAACGCGCUGUAUACUUGAUAUGUAUUCUUUAUACGGACAACUUUUCUGGUGUUAAAAUGGAUGCGACGCCAAUUAUAAAGAAAGCCGGAGGCGAAUUCAUGGAUGUUGGGAAUUUGUUUGAGGACUUUGGCUUGAUACAGACUCGGCUUGAUACGUCGAAGGUGCCUGAAGGCUCCAGCUUCGAAGAUAAAGCAACUAAUGACGCGAUAGAGCUGGGAGCUGAGGAGAUUGAAAUAGAGGAUGAAGCGGAGGGCAAAGUUAAUUUCUUAUGCAGUCCUGUGGUUUUAUCUAGUCUAAGUCAAAACCUGACUAAACUUGGAUAUGCCGUUGAAAAUAGUGAACACAUAUUUUCUCCAAUGAAACUUGUACAACUAUCGGCAGAAGAUCAAAAAGCUUAUGACACGUUUUUAGAAAAAUUACGAAAUAUACCAGGAUUGGAGGAUAUUUAUGACAAUGUGGAAUAGCGUUUAAAUGUAUAAUAAAUGGACAUUUACUGAAGAAA